Molecule: messenger RNA, 4171 nt
Organism: Brassicogethes aeneus
Lineage: Eukaryota; Metazoa; Arthropoda; Insecta; Coleoptera; Nitidulidae
Source: the annotation of a GenBank genome assembly
GUGUUUGACGCGGUGUGUCGGUGUGCACAUGGUUGCUUCAAACUUAACCGUAUGUGUAUUGUAUUGAAAUGUGAUUUGUGUUGUGUUCUUUUUUCAUAAAGUAUUUUUUUUUUAAUUUUCGGCGCCAUGCAGAAUGUUCAAAACGGUGGCAUGUCGCUUGCCAAGGACGAGGAAAACGACGAGGUCCUUGAACUGGAUCAUUUACCCUUGGAUUCGGAAAAAAGGACACGUUUUCAGGUGAAUCGGGUAAGAACAAACAGCCAGAGUGUCGACGCGAACAACAAGGACUCAGCUGUAAUCGAAUUAUCCGAUGGGGAGCUUACGACAGACGACGAACUUCUUUCGGUCACCGAUCGAACUCGAUUGAAUUCGGAGUAUGCCAAAAGUUUUAGAAACUUAACAAGAGAGGCCUUACCACGAUUAGACAAUUAUAGAAAUAUAUUAUCAAUACAAGCGGCAAAUAGACCAACUUUAGAUGAAUUGCACAAUGCCACUCUUCCAAGCAAGAGUCAACCACCAAUUGAUGACGCAAACGGAAAAUCAAAUACCGAAGGACAAUUAAAAUUCGGCUGGAUACAAGGUGUUCUAGUAAGAUGUUUACUAAACAUAUGGGGUGUUAUGCUUUUUCUUCGCCUGACGUGGGUAGUAGCUCAGGCAGGAGUAGGUCAAUCUAUACUACUAAUUCUGACAACUACCAUAGUAACUUCAAUUACAUCUUUGAGUAUGUCCGCUAUUAGUACCAAUGGAGUGAUUAAAGGAGGAGGAACCUAUUACAUGAUUUCCAGAAGUUUAGGUCCAGAAUUUGGCGGGUCUAUCGGCUUCAUUUUUUCGUUGGCAAACGCAGUGGCUUGUGCUAUGUACGUCGUGGGAUUCUGUGAAUCUUUGCGCGAUUUACUGUUGUCUUACGACCUUAAAAUUAUUGACGCUGGCGUCCAAGACGUCAGAAUAGUAGGCUGCAUAACAAUUUUGGUUCUAACCGUCGUUGUGGUGGUUGGAAUGGAAUGGGAGGCCAAGGCACAAGUGGGGUUACUUGUUAUACUUCUGGUGGCAAUAUGCGACUAUUUUAUUGGUAGUUUUAUAGGACCCACUAGUGAGGAAGUUAAAUCAAAAGGAUUUAUAGGGUAUAAUAUGACAACAUUUACGAAUAAUUGGAAAUCGGACUAUCGCGAGUCUGAUGGCGUACAACACUCAUUUUUCAGCGUUUUUGCAGUAUUCUUCCCUGCUGCUACAGGAAUGUUAGCAGGUGCUAAUAUAUCUGGAGACUUAAAGGAUCCCCAGAAAGCCAUACCAAAAGGCACUCUACUUUCGGUUCUGAUCACAACGUUAUCUUACAUCCUGAUGGCCAUAGUGGCAGGAUUCUGCGUUCUACGAGAUGCCUCAGGCAAAGUUGAGGACUAUGUUAAUGGAACUUUCCCUGAUUGUACACGCGAAAACUGCACCUACGGAUUACACAAUAGUUUUCAAGUUGUAGAGUUGGUAUCUGCAUUUGGCCCAUUGAUAUACGCCGGUUGUUUUGCUGCAACUUUAUCAUCUGCCUUGGCUUCGUUGGUAUCGGCUCCCAAAGUAUUUCAAGCACUUUGCAAAGACGAGUUGUAUCCGAAAAUUAAAUGGUUUGCUAAAGGUUACGGGUCAAAUAAUGAACCUAUCAGAGGUUACGUUCUAACUUUCGUUAUAGCUGUUGCCUUUAUAUUAGUUGGUGAAUUAAAUGUUAUUGCUCCUCUUAUAUCAAAUUUCUUCCUUGCUGCUUAUACGUUAAUUAACUUUUCAACGUUCCAUGCCUCUUUGGCAAAGCCUAUAGGCUGGAGGCCUACAUUUAAGUAUUACAACAUGUGGCUUAGUCUUGUGGGUGCCAUUUUAUGCCUAAUGGUGAUGUUCUUGAUAUCAUGGUGGACUGCCCUUUUGACAUUUGCUGCAGUUUUAGCGUUAUAUUUGAUAGUAUCUUACAGAAAACCAGAUGUGAACUGGGGUUCUACCACUCAGGCCCAAAUCUACAAAAACGCUCUGCAAGCUGUUCACCAACUAAACAACGUUGAAGAGCAUGUCAAAAACUACAGACCCCAAAUUUUGGUUCUUUCUGGAAUGCCCAGUGCUCGACCAGCUCUAGUAGACUUUGCUCACUUAUUAACCAAGAAUCUAUCCAUGUUAGUUUGUGGACACGUCAACUCGAUGUCGCUUACCCAAAGGAUAAGGAACGUCUUGUACUACAAAGCAAACAGUUGGAUAAAGGCACACAAGAUAAAAGCAUUCUACAUGCAAGUGGAUAGCUUGAAUUUUCAAGAUGGUUGUACUGCUUUAUUAAAGGCUUGUGGUAUUGGAAAGUUAAGACCAAACAUUCUAAUGAUGGGUUAUAAAUCUGAUUGGCAAACUUGCUCUAGCAGUGAUCUUAACCAAUACUUUGAAGUUUUACAUAAUGCUUUUGAUCUGCACAUGGCAGUUGGUAUUUUGAGAUUACAACAAGGUUUGGAAGCAUCAACUCUUCUUGAAGAAGAAAGCAAAAAUAAAAGCACCGAUUUCCUGCCAAGAAAUAGAUCCUACAGUCAAAUUUCACAAGCAAGUGACCUGAGCGACCAAAGUAUGCCAGCAACUCCUAUUUCAAGAAACAAAGACGCUGUAAGCACUAAACCAGGUGGAGAUGAAACGGUUAAAAAAGCCAAAUCUGUUACGGAAUCCGAGACCAUGUUUGAAGAACAAAACGAACCUCUAAAAGAAAAAAUAACACAUUUAUUCCAAAGAAAAAAUAAACGAGGCGGCACCAUAGACGUGUGGUGGCUUUACGAUGACGGAGGUUUAACUCUCUUAUUGCCUUACAUACUGAGCACCAGAAGAAAUUGGACGAAUUGUAAACUCAGGAUUUUCGCGUUGUCUAAUAAAAGGGACGAGCUAGAGUUGGAACACAGAAACAUGGCGUCACUUUUGGCCAAAUUUAGAAUAGACUACUCCGAUUUAAAAGUUGUGUCUGAUAUCCAAAACAAGCCACAAGCCUCAACCCAACAAUACUUUGAAAGCCUGAUAAGCAACUUUAAACCGCAAGACGAUUCGCAAAAUCCAGAUUUGCUCUCUGAAUCGGAACUGAUGGCGAUGAAGGACAAAACAAAUCGGCACAUGAGACUAAGGGAGUUGCUUAUAGAACACUCCAACGAGGCAAAUUUGGUCGUGAUGACUUUGCCAAUGCCGCGCAAGAACAUUGUGUCGGCUUCGCUAUAUUUAGCUUGGCUUGAACUUUUAACUAAGGAUAUGCCGCCGAUCUUAUUGGUGAGAGGCAAUCAAACUUCGGUAUUAACGUUUUAUUCUUAGAUUAUUUAUUUGAUACUUAACGACUCUAAAUGUUUUUGACGUAAUAAGUUUAAAUUACCAGCUUUACUACGUGACCAAAUUUUAUUCAAUAAAGAUUAAACAUGAAAAACCUUCUAAAUAGAAAUAACAGAAACGCGUUAUAUAAAUUGUAUUUACCGAUAAAACAAGCUUUUCACAAUUAGGUUAAAAAAACGCACAUGUUAUACAUAAAUAAACAUAGGUUACAGAUAAACACAAGUUGUAUAUAUUUAUUAUUUAUUUUAUUUAAACCACUAAAAAAAUGUAAUUUCGAUAUUUUUACAAAUAAAUAUGAACCUAAUAAAUUAAUCUUGUGCUAUUAUUAAACAUAUAGGUACCUAAUCCAUCCACAGAGUAAUCCAAUACAUAUUUAUAGGGCAAAAGAGGACCCCGUUAUGCAAAAGGAAACCAACUGCCAAGACCCAAUUUGUGGGAAAUCGCAUUUAAAGUUUUUUAAAAGCAUAUCAUAUUUUGGAAAAUUAUAUCGUUUUGUAUGGUUUCCUAUUAAGUUAUAGUGCAAGCAAGAUGCAAAAAAAAUUGAAAAGCAUGACAUUCUGGUCAGGAUGCGGUAAUAAACCCAUUUUUAACAAAAAUGUCGGUUGGUUCCCUUUUGCAUAAGCGUCCAAUUGUAAUAUACAAUAACAUCGCAUUUUGAUUGGUACACAUUAUUUUAGUAAUUAAUAGGUUUUAUUAUGCAUUAUUUGUAAUAAAUAAAGUUGAUUUGUACUGUAUAGGCAGCUCAUAAAAAACCAAGCUUGCAAAAAAGAGGCCUGAGCCUGAGGUUAUGUGUCUGAAUGAUCUGAAACUUAUCCUUUUAAUUCUAAUUUUUUACUACUAUUUUUUGUAAGUAACGUUAAAG